Molecule: messenger RNA, 3521 nt
Organism: Camellia sinensis
Lineage: Eukaryota; Viridiplantae; Streptophyta; Magnoliopsida; Ericales; Theaceae
Source: RefSeq, a predicted model, not a curated record
AUGUCCGCGAGGAGGCUGUACAAUGCUACUCUUAUGGGAGCUCUGGCACUGUUAGUGCACUUAUGCAUGGUUGAUUUGGCCAUUUGUUCCUCGAACUUCACAGACCAAUUAGCUCUCCUCAGCUUCAAAUCAUCCAUCAAAAAUGAUCCCAACAAUGUGUUGAGUAACUGGACGAAAGAAACCAAUUUUUGUGGCUGGGCGGGGGUCUUAUGCAGCCGACGUAGGCAAAGAGUCACAAGCUUGAAGCUUCGCAACAUGGGUCUCGAAGGCACCAUAUCUCCUCAUGUCGGUAAUCUUUCUUUCCUUCAACUACUCGAUCUUAGCAACAAUAGCUUCUACGGUCAUCUGACAAAUGAAAUAGGCCAUUUGCGUCGCCUAAAAACCCUUUAUUUAUUUCGUAAUAUGUUAGAAGGAAACAUCCCAUUGGGUUUACACCACUGUCAAAGGCUUGAAGUGAUAUCUCUUGCUGGUAAUAAAUUUAGUGGUAGAAUUCCGAAAGAAUUGAGCACCAUGCCCUCUCUACGCUUCCUUGCUCUCGGACGAAACAAACUUAUAGGUACUAUUCCACCUUCCUUUGGCAACAUUUCAAGCUUAGAAGUGCUUGGGCUAGAAAUGAAUCACAUUUAUGGAAACGUUCCAACUGAAUUGGCACAACUUCCAAAUUUGAAUCUAAUUGACCUUGCAGUCAAUUAUCUCACAGGUCCAAUACCUCCUGCAAUUUUUAACAAGACUUCAAUGGUUCAAAUUGGCUUGAAUUUUAAUGCCUUUCCUGGAAACCUUCCAACAAAUAAUGGCAUUUUCCUUCCUAACACUACAGGAAAAAUGGUCUACAGCAACCAUAGGUUGCAUCCAGAAUAUUAUAAUAUUGAAUUCCUCUUUUUGGAUCACAAUCAACUAACUGGAAACAUCCCUUCAUCUCUCUCCAAUUCUUCUAAGCUCGCUGUGCUAUUUCUAGGUGCCAACUUGUUUACUGGACCAGUACCAAGACAUUUAGGCGAUCUAAAGCACCUAGAACAUUUGGUUUUAACUCGAAAUCAACUGACAAAUGAACCAGGAAGUAUUGAACUUAGUUUUCUCACAGAUUUGACAAAUUGUACUUCCUUGGUGGUGUUGUCAAUGAAACAAAAUAAAUUGAGUGGCACCCUACCCAAUUCUGUUGGAAAUCUUUCAAACUCUUUGAAAAUGCUUUCUGUUUCUGAAAAUCAACUAAUUGGUACAAUUCCUAAAGAGAUUGGUUCUUUGAGGAAUUUGACUCUACUUUCAUUGGCUGCCAAUAAUCUGAAUGGAAACAUCCCCUCAACUCUUGGAGAAAUUAAAAGCUUGCAAAGGUUGUAUCUUGGCGGAAACAACUUUCAUGGAUCAAUUCCAAAUGAGAUUUGCCUUUUGAGCAACUUAGGGGAACUUUAUGCAGAGCAAAAUAAGUUAUCUGGAUCAAUCCCAAGUUGCAUUGAAAAUCUUAGAGGUUUGCAGGUGAUGAAGCUUUGUCAAAAUAAAUUGACCUUUAUACCGUCGAGUUUAUGGAACCUUGAAACUUUAAGGCUCUUGAAUCUUUCGUUCAAUUCAUUAGGUGGAAGCCUAGAUCCAAACAUAAGGCCAUCGAGAGUGUUGGAAAUCAUGGAUUUAUCUUGGAAUCAAAUCUCAGGAAGCAUUUCGAGAGUUAUUGGGUCAUUUCAAAGCCUAACUUCUUUGAACCUGUCUAGGAAUUCAUUCUCGGGACCCAUUCCCAACACAAUGGGUAAUUUGAUAACAUUGGAUUUCUUGGAUCUUUCACACAACAAUCUAUCUGGACAGAUACCUAAGUCUCUUGAGGCACUUUCACAUAUCCAAUACAUGAAUUUCUCUUGCAAUAAGUUGGUUGGGGAGAUUCCAAAUGAAGGGCCGUUCAUGAACCUCACAUCACGGUCUUUCAUGGAGAAUGAAGCACUUUGUGGGAAUCCUAUUUUGAAAGUGCCACCAUGUGCAAGCAAUAGUUCUGAGAAGUCGAUGAUUAAAAUUAAUCUUCGAUACAUUCUUCCUAUCAUUGUAUUGAUGCUAAUCUUUUCUAUUGGUGUGUAUAUUGUGAAAAGAAAUCAUGGAAACAAUGUCCAAAGUCAAAAUCUGAUAGAUUUAUAUGCAACAACGGAACACAUAAUGAUUUCAUAUCUAGAGCUUCAACGAGCCACAGAUGGCUUCUGCGAAGCCAACUUGCUUGGAGUAGGAAGCUAUGGCUCGGUAUACAAAGGUGCACUUUCAGAUGGGACAAUUGUCGCUGUUAAGGUUUUAAAUUUGCAACUUGAAGGAGCUUUCAGAAGUUUUGAUGUAGAAUGUAAAGUGUUGAGAACAACUCGACAUAGAAAUCUCGUUGGAGUUAUAACGACAUGCUCUAAUCCUGAGCUAAGAGCAUUGGUUUUGCAAUAUAUGUCUAAUGGAAGCCUUGAAAUGUGGUUGUAUUCUCAAAACUCCUGCCUUAAUCUCCUUCAAAGAAUUGGCAUCAUGAUUGAUGUAGCAUUAGCUCUGGAAUAUCUCCAUUAUGGUCAAUUAGAGCCUGUGGUUCAUUGUGAUUUGAAGCCAAGCAAUGUCCUUCUAGAUGAAGACAUGGUUGCACAUGUUGCUGACUUCGGCAUUGCAAAAAUUUUAGCUGAAAACAAGACUGCAACACAAACCAGGACUUUAGGUACCAUCGGCUAUAUUGCUCCAGAAUAUGGCUCCGAAGGACGAGUCUCAACAAAUGGUGAUAUAUAUAGCUAUGGUGUGAUGCUUUUGGAAACAUUCACAAGAAAGAAACCCACAGAUGAAAUGUUCUCUGCAGAGAUCAAUUUAAGGCAAUGGGUGAGCACAUCACUUCCCAACAAAAUUAUGGAAAUAGUGGACGAUGGUUUAUUGAGGAUGCAAAAUGGCAGUGACGUGGUUACCUCAGAAAGCAUUCUUCUUGCUAUUUUAGAGUUGGGAUUAGAGUGCACCAGUGAUAUACCUACAGAGAGGAGUGACAUUAAAAAGGUUCUUGUCAAGCUGAACAAGAUCAGAAAGCAACUCCUUCACAUCCAAAGUAUUUGACAUGUUGAUGCAGAGUGUUUGGUCAUAGAGUUUUCUAGAACUCAUGGAUAAACAUAGCAAAGGCAAAAGGCACUAGUAGAUGUGAGUUAGUACUUGCUCGGAAUGAUGUGGAAUUUAGUCGAAACACUGAAAAUGACGUCACAAUCAAUAUCCAUAUAUUUGCCAUGGCGUACAACGGAUUUCGGUCAAAUUCUAAUAUUUGGGUCUCCAAUUUCACGACUUGUUUUUAAAAAUAAUUGAUUCGUUAAUUCCUUGGUGUAAAUGAAUCCGUUCGAGGUUAGGUUUUUCCCAAAAUGUUUUAUUCUAGUUUAGAUUUGAGAUUAACUCAAAUUUUCUAUUUUUGGUAAUUUUCAUAUAUCUUUGAUUUAGGCUUCAUUAGUGAGUAUUACCUUAGCUUAUCUCCUAUUGUAUUGGGGCUUCUUCCCUAUAAAUAAUGAUAGUGAGUCUUAGGGCAGGGCAUCUUAUUUUGAGAUAAAUAAUAUAUUUCA